CUCUCGGUAAACCGGCCCGAUUGGUUGUUCUCGACGUCCUUCUCUCCCUUUCUCUGUCUGUCUCUCUUCUCCUCUCUUCUCUCUCACUCUCUCUCUCUCUCUCUCUCUUGCGCGCGCGAGCACACCUCGGAUCUCAUGACUAACGCAACGUUCGAGCGAUAGCAGUGAGAUAAUCUUCCUCGUCGAGUGGCGAGAUUCUACCGCGAUUCAAGUGCGAUCGAUAAGAGUUGGUUUUGACAAGCGCACGGACAAGCCUUCGGGUGAGCAGCAGCCACCCGCCAUAGCUCUCCUUCCAACCCCGGCAUCUCUCUCUCUCGCUGUCUCUCUCGCGCGCGCGCGCGCGUGGAGGAGGAUCGGUGCCUCUCCUGUCUGUGGAUAUUAUUCGAAGGGAACCACAGGGAGCCCUCUCUCGCAAGCACUUGAUUUGGGCAGGAACAAGACAUAGGAUGGACCGAGUCGUGCAAAGAAGUGUCGUUCAACAUUGAAGGGGAGGAGUAUCUCAAAAAAGCGAGAGAAGCAGGAGAGCGUGAAGAAUGCCUGCUUCGUCGCAAGCCGCCGCAGCCGAGCGGCGAAACGAGAAGAUGCAGACGCAUGAACCACCGAAAUUGAAAACUACUUUGAAAACGCCUCCAAAGCAAGCAACCAAUCCUUUACAAUUCGUCAAAGUCGGACCAUGUUCGUUAUAUCGAACCGCGCAAGAGCAACUGCAAAAAGUUCAAGAAGUAAAGAAGAUCAAACAGGAAGUACGCGAUGAUCCCGAAGAUUGGCAAUCGAAUUUAGAUAAUUGGAAGAGUAGCCGGAGGAAGCGGCAGGAACAUAUAAUCGAACGAGUAGUGGAGGUGAAGAAACUCGAGUUGGAAGAACACGAUCGUCAGCGUCGUCGGAACAAAACGUUUUCGGAAAUGAUGGAGGAACGCGGUAACAGAGGUCGCAAACUGAGUAUCAGUUUGGCUGUGUACAACGACGAGGAUGCGAACGAUCUCAGCGAUCUUGGAAUUGGUACCAGCAGCGGCAAGAGCUCGGUUAGCGGCGAUACGCAUGAUGACACGCACAGUGUUCUGAGUGACAGGGACAGUGAGAUCGAGAAGAGUCAUUCGGACGUGGACAACAUUACUGAUGUUUCAUCCACGACGACGAUUUCUACAACGUUGCCGACAACAGUAACGACAAUCGCGACCACAUCAGGAAUAGCAACGAUCGCAACAGCGACAACAAUGGCGAUGACGACGGCAGAAGCUACCGCAGUGAUACCGACGGCAACUACGACAAUAACGACGUCCACCCCGACGAGGAAACUAUUCAGUGGUUUUCACGGCAGUCACAGUCAUAAUCAGGAGUACGAUUCCGCUACCACCGCGACAGUGAGCUCACCUGAACCGGAAGAAUACACGUACGAAGGCGCCAUUCGCGGUUACGUCUCGAGAGUCUCGCAAAAUAUACCUAGAAGAUCUUUAACCGGGAUCGAUUCCAAGUUAGAGACGACCAAGUCGUCAAUGAACGGUUCCAAGACGAACUUGAACGAUGACAGCAGUAAAUCAUCUCUAUCAGUGGUAAAGGUGGAUAUACUCAAAAGACGCGAAGUAUUCGAGAAGGCGUCACAGAAAAAUAAUGACAACAAGACAAACAACAGGUUAUCCGGUGACUUUACUGGCACGAAAUCGAUUAAAGAGAGGCUAUCGAGUCUUGAGAGGCAAAAAUACGAGACUGAGAACGGCGACAAAACGACCAACAAGACGCUUAAUCGACUGUCCGGUGACAUGAGUUCGAUCCGGGAGAGGCUCACCCAUUUAGAGAAACAAGCUUCGGAGCGAGAGAACAAAAGUUCCGUUCACCGCAAGCUUAGCACGGAAGAUCUGGAGACGGUAAGGCCUCUUAGGGAAAGGCUAUCUACUCUAGAAAAAUAUAGUAGCAGCGAUGAGUCUUCGGUACCGACCACGACAAAUGAGUCGCGCUCGCGCAAUGGCGAGUUAACCACUAGGACGAUCAAGGAUCGCUUCAAUACAUUCAACGACGUCGGUAGAAAUAAGGACGUGGCAGACAAACGUGGACCCGCGCAUGUCGGCAAACAUCCACUUUGUUUUCGAGAUCAGGAAAAUAGGGUUGAUACGUCAACACCCAGCGAGAGGAGCUCGUCGCCCGAUUCGGAGUACCGUAUACCUCGUGCCGUCUUCCAUAGGAGCCUAGAUUCCCUGGAUGCCGACGCUUCUAGUGGACCUGAUACUUUUGAGCGUGUGCAGAGUCUCGAGGAGCUCGACUACGGACGGCGAUAUCCUGCCUCGUCAUCGUCCGCGGAACUCCUGAACGAUACGGAUCGUGAGGACUCGGGUAUUCACACCGCGGAUGUGAGCUGCUCCGUCAGUCAGGCGGACGAACCGAUUGACGAGGAGAUCGCGCAUCAUACCGGCGGCGCAAUCGUCGAACCGAGACGAGAAGUUAUUGUUGAAGAGAGGAUCAAGCUACUUCCAUCAUCUGUUAGUUCCAUGAUCCAGGAGGACGCGCCGAACAUGACUGUUGAAGCGUCGAGUGAUACCACGACAGCCACCCACUUGCAGUUUACCAGUUCCCGGGAGGCAGUAGCGGUGAACAAGGGUACUGCUGACAGCUCUGGAAAACUAUCGACUAACAAAUCACAGCCGCACGUAGAGACCACUACUAAUCCUAAUACAUCUUGCUCGUAUACCUUGGUGUCUCACGCGAUCACUCAUCCGAUUUCCAAGGUACCUCCGCGAGAAAUAGUCUCCGAAAGCUUCUCGAAAUCGCAGACAUUCGGCAAAGACGCGGCCGAACUCAAGGCAGAUUCCGAACCGAGUCUCAACGAAUCUGUAGUAUCGGCCAGUCUGAAACUUUCUAUCGAGCAAGCGAUACCGAAAUUUAUUGGCCAAACGAAGCGGCAGAAUCUCAUCAAGGAACACUCCUCCUCCACCACUCUUCCAUCUCCGUCGUCCUCAGAUGUCGUUUUUAGCGCGGAAACUUAUCAAUUAUCCUUCCCCUCCGUCAAAACGAUGACGACUCCGACUGUUCCUUCUCUUGAAACCAAUCCUUCGUUUUCCAAACCCACGUCUUGCCGAACGAUAUCCAAAAUUCCGACUCCCCUUUCUCGCAAAAUUACCAAGUCCUCACCUUCCGACUCUGUCUUGAUCUCGUCCGCUCUCAAAACUUCGCCUUCGAAAGCGUCCAGCGCGAGUAACAAAUCCUCGACAAGUCAGACUUGCAGCCCGAUUCGGAGAACGUCCGAAACGGCUCUUCCUACUUGCGAGACUAUCGUCGAAUCCUCCUCUUCUCCGAGCCCAGCGGAACAACUCCCGGUACUUCCCUCCUCUCCUUCGUCGAGACUCAUCUCAGGAAACACGCGACGCCACGAGGAGAUGCUAUUACCUGCGGAACGACGUCGAACCGUGGUGGAAGUAUGCGAAAAGGUGGUGGUACCUCAGGGCAAGACUCCUACGACGCCGCCAGUGACGCCAUUCAUCACGGUGAAUCGCUUGAUAAACGCGGACAAGCAGGGUUCUGUGACCGAGGAACGGAUCGUUAUCGAGAAAACGGACCAAGAGGAGGCAACUGCGAACCGCCUAGUGGCUUCAGUAGUCGAACACGAGCAGCACGAAACGACGGAGACGUCGAUCAGUGUCGAGAUGUCCGCCACUACCAUCAGCACUAACACCGUCACCACGAAAAAGUGCCUCGUCGAUAGUGAUGUGCACGAUACGUCUUCUAUUGCUACAAUUGUUAAGUCGACAGUCGAUCAUCCACUGGAACGAUCAGCGAAUCUGGAUUUAACAAAACAAGAAGUUGGUCUGGUCGAUACGUUGUGUAUCUCGAAUCCAGCCUCACCGAUUUCCAAACAAAUUCCGCCGCUUACUUUAUCUAAUGAUGAGGAAAUAAUUGCUGAUCAAUCUUUCCUUCUGAAUCCACCAACCAGCGUGGAGCCCCCAAAAGAAAAACCACCACCACCUCCAGUAGACGAUGAUGAGAAUCCUUCGCCAGAGCCGCUCAAAAGAUUAAACUCUACUCGCAGAAUAAAGAAAGAGUUACGCACAAGGCGGUCGGAUUUUCUCGGUAUUGAAGGGCAGGUCAACGACGACGAUCUCGAGCCUGAGUUGACGUUGACGAAACCACCUGAUAUGGCGGCGAUUCUCGCUGAGGAGAGGCGCAUCGAGCAACUUCAUCGUCGCUCCUACGACACUGACAGUAACUAUGAGCAAGAUUCGAGUCACGAAAGAGACUCUGGAGUCGAGUUGGGCCACGUCGAGGACUGGACAAAACAACCCGUUAGCCCCGACAUGUCGCAGCACAGUAGACAGAGCAGCGAGCCUUUCGGCGCCAGUGUGACCUCCUCCGAAGAAGAUGAGAUCACAAAAAAGGAGCGCGAGAUUAUGGAGGUUCUCGAGAAAGAAGAACAGUGGCGAUACGGCGAUAUUCGCGAGUAUAACAGUGACUUAGGGGAAAGGCUGGCUCACAAAUUGCGCGAACUGGAGGAAGAGAAGAUGCAGCUGGAGAGAGAGGCAAUACUACGCUGUAACGAGGACGCGUUUCGCAAGAAGGACGACAACGCACGCAAGCAGGAAGAUGCUUCCUCGCAUGAGCAACAGCAACAGCAACACGAUGAGACAGCGAAACAGCGGGAGAUCCAAGCGCGAACGAAAGAAGAGGUGGAGAAGGAGGAAGCGAAGUACAUUGGGGACAAGCGAAAGGACGGGGAACUCAAGAUGCAGUCGGAACAGCUGAGAAUGCAGAACGAGAUCGAAGAGAAAGAACGAAGAGUUGCCGAUGCGUGUCGCAAGGAAGAAUUGCGCAUUCGAACGAUGGAAAGUCAAAUUCGCGAGCAAGAGAACAAAGCAUUGGUCGGUGCUGGGUUGCGCAACAACGAAGAUGAAUUCCCUUCCGGGGAAGUGCUGCGAGUAGAAAGGGAGCUUCUGCAAUUGGAGCAGGAAGAAUUAAAAAGGCAACGAAAUAAUUUGGCUUAUCAUGAGCAAAAACAACUUAGAUUAGCGGAACAGUUACAGGAACAAUGGAAAUCCUUGCAAGACGUUGCGCAGAAUUCUAUUAAGAAUACGCAACAAUAUAAAUAUCAUACGCCUACAAUGAAUUAUAGAUCUUCGAUGCCAAAUUUACAGUUUCAAGACCUGCCAAGAAGGAGACCACCACCGCCGCCGCCGAUUCCGCUUACUAAACCACGUAUAUUAGAUCAAAGACAAAGAGACGUUACCAUCAGAAACAGCCGUAUACCGUCCGCGGACUCGAUCCCCCAACAAGUAGAUGCAUCGAUUCGAGAGAACGCAUCGACAACGAUGCUCGCGAAUCAUGCUGGUCAGCAAAUGUCCAGGCAAACCUUACAGGCGUUAAGCGCAGUACCGCGACCACGAAUUGUCCAAGGUGAUCAAUGGGUUCAACGGAGGAAAAGUGACGUACCGAGAGGCGCUUAUGAUGUAAAUUAUCAACAUUGGCUCAUUCAAGAAGCAGAACAAAGGAGGAUUAAUGAGAGAAAUCAACGAUCGCCGGCGCGGAAAUCUCAACCGCACGUAACUGGCACCUCCAUACUAUAUAAUGCUCCAACUCGAACGGAUAGCAAACCGCUACCUGAUUCUAUCAUACAAACUCUAACUCAAAGAGUACAAAAUAAGACGCAAGAGAAACCUCUUUCAACAAGAAAAAGAUCAGAACAAGUUCACACUCAAGAGCACUUGACGACUGUACAACAUCAAUCGCCACAGUACACGUUACAAUCUCAAAAAACACAUAAUUCCCCAAUCACGAGUAACAAUGGGAAUCAAGAAAAAAUGCUAAGCGUGAGCGGGAAGAAAAAGUGUUCUCAUUGUGGAGAGGAACUAGGUCGUGGCGCCGCAAUGAUAAUCGAAAGUUUACGAUUGUUUUAUCAUAUGGAGUGCUUCAAAUGUUGUGUAUGCCACGUACGUCUCGGUGAUGGAUUAAUGGGUACGGACGUGCGCGUCCGAAAUCAUAAGCUCCACUGCCAUAAUUGUUACUCCAGUGACGACGGUGUCAAGUUCAGUUGUGUGUAGAAGCCUGGUGUAAACGAAAUUAUGCUGAUUAAUUUGAUGAUUGUAAUGCUUUUUGGUUAAACCGUAUGAUUUUUAUAAUCUCAACCAUUCAGUUACCCUUGCUUAAAAAAUAUUACUGGAUACGAACGAUAUAUAAAUAAAUGUGCAUAAAUGUAAUUUUGGCAGUUUGAGAUAAAAAAAUGAUACUGUGUCCGCCGAUUAGAUAUAUAUAUAUAUAUAUAUAUAUAUAUAUAUAUAUAUAUAUAUAUAUAUAUAUAAUUUUUGUUUUUAUUUCAAGAUAAUGAGUUCUCACACAUAUGUAUGCAAUCGUUUCUAUCAAUUAACACGAAUCAUACAUGAAGGAUGUAUAUAAGAUGUAUUUAUGUAAUUAGUGUAGAGGUAAGAAAUUGUAGGUGUUAAGACGAUUCAAUGUAAUUGGCGUUCAUUUCGCGACGCUGUAUAUUUUUGUAAUAUAUAUAAUUCUCGUAUUCUCUAUUUAUACCAGGUAAUUUACACCGUAUAUUCGAAUAACAGAACAAUGCGCGAUUGUUUUCUCAAUCGGAAGAAUAAUACGAAAUCGAGUUUCUGUUGAAAUAAUAAAAUCUAAUUGAUUCUACAUUCAACAGUCGAUAAUUGCAAAUAGUGGCGUAUGCAGGUCCAUUUUAUAACGUAUUAACAUCACAAUACAAGCUUGAAUAUUCUCCGAUCGUUGAAAAUAAUAAUUUAAAUUGAUUUUUUUACGAGUGUUUAUUGCCAUUAUUUUUGAAACGUAGUUUUUUUAUUUAAAUAACUCUUGUAUGUAUUCGUGUUGUUAAAAUAAGGAAUGGUCUUUAUAUAUCUAUAAACCAAACUUUUUUUUCAAAGUUUCCUGCAAAAUCCGCCACUGUUUACAGACCAAAGCACGAUUCGUACAGGAUUGCGCGUUUAAAUGAAAGCAACACAACUCAAACUGAAUCGUUUCCCAUAAUCGUACCCACAAAAUCAUGCCGAAGACGUGUUGCAUUGUGAAAUAUUGUAACAUAUGCAUCUCGUAUUAACGCAAUUUUAUAUUAUUGAAGAAAAUAAAUUAAGCACAGGUAAAAUUUUUUUCCUAUUUUUUUCCCUUCGUCGAAGACACAUUUCUUACCUGAUAUUUUAUCUGUAGAUUGUUCUACAUAUCAAUUGUAUAUGACAUUUAAUGUGUUUUAACGAGCAUCCGACACUUUAAAGAGAUAUUCACAAUAAUCUUUAGCAUAAAAUUAUAUAAAAUUUAUUUCUCAACAAGAAAAUUGCGAAAGCAGAAUACAUAGCGAUUCGAACACAAUCGUCGCGUUGACAUUUUGUAAAAUCGCUGCCAUUUGAAAUCUAUCAAUUCUCAUACUAUCGACAAAGGUGUGUGUAUGUGAAUGUAUUAAUUUAAAAAAAAAUUGAUAUAAUUAAUUAUAAAAUAACAAUACAUACGUAGAUGAUCAUCCAGCA
Molecule: messenger RNA, 7454 nt
Organism: Cataglyphis hispanica
Lineage: Eukaryota; Metazoa; Arthropoda; Insecta; Hymenoptera; Formicidae
Gene: smash
Exons: 17
Coding region: 534-6017 (1827 amino acids)
Biological process (GO): positive regulation of stress fiber assembly; regulation of focal adhesion assembly
Cellular component (GO): stress fiber
Molecular function (GO): myosin II head/neck binding
Source: RefSeq, a predicted model, not a curated record